Didymella exigua CBS 183.55 is the source of this 942-nucleotide messenger RNA. RefSeq lists its product as uncharacterized. Bases 268 to 771 code for a protein of 167 amino acids. Lineage: Eukaryota; Fungi; Ascomycota; Dothideomycetes; Pleosporales; Didymellaceae. The transcript has a single exon. The record is from RefSeq and is a predicted model, not a curated record.
UGUAAUCCUAUAGCUUAGCACGUCGUAUAUGCCCUUCGGGAGGCGAGAUAGUGGACUUCAUCCCUAUUAUCUAGACGUAAAAUGAAUACCAACCAACCAACCAACUUGAAACCUCUAUCGCUCUUGCUGUUGCUAUAGGCGGAGCUCCUCCCUCGCGAGCUGCCUCUCUUGUUGUUGUAAUUUUUCCAGCGAUUCAUUCGUUUCCCUUUCUGCUUCGAGCGCGAUCUGCUGUCUGAGCUCCUCUCGGUCGAUCUCGAGCUAGCGAUCAUGCUCUCUGGCUUCCUGGAGUCUGCGCUCGAGGUCGGCCUUCUAGGCUUGAAGCUGUUGCUUCAUGUCGUAGUCCAUCUGCUUGAAGGCAGUCGUCAUCUCCUGCCGAAGUUCUGCCAGUUGCCUCUCAUACUGUCUCUUCUGUCUCUCAAGCUCUGCGUGCAGUUCCUGACCGGCACUUGUUUCGUUCAGGUCCUGCUUAUUGUCGACGAGCUCCCUUUAGGUGACGAGAGUGACAGGCUUUCUGCGCUUAAUGAGGUAUUGCAGAGUCGUAAUUGCCAAAACCGCGUCGUUAUCUUGCCGCGUCACCUUGCUCCCAUGUUGGAUCAUCCGCUGCCACAUCUAAGGAUUAGUCUUCAGCUACUGCUCCCUGUCGAGUCCUUCAUCCUUUUCUACCUUGUCUCAACGGGUGGUGGCGAGAACGACAGCCUCCAGGCUACUUUCACCGCAGAGCGCUCUGAUCAUGCGCAAGUUUUCAUUGUAGCUAUGGCAAGAACAAACUAGGCGCCAUGUCACUGAGAGCUACAUUCAAUGUUGUGAAGUCUAGCUCGCGCGACCACUGCAAAAUGUCGGCCACGCAAUGUAAUGGAGAUGAGUCUGUCGUACUUGGUGGGCUCAAAUAAGACAUGCUUGUGUGUCUCCAAGGAGUGUGCACCUAGCUCCAUGGUAGCUGCA